Haplochromis burtoni (Burton's mouthbrooder) is the source of this 3852-nucleotide messenger RNA. RefSeq names its product hyaluronan and proteoglycan link protein 2. The coding region runs from base 181 to 1254 and encodes 357 amino acids. The record is from RefSeq and is a predicted model, not a curated record. Gene Ontology annotation, molecular function: hyaluronic acid binding. NCBI's taxonomy places the organism in Eukaryota, Metazoa, Chordata, Actinopteri, Cichliformes, Cichlidae. Gene Ontology annotation, biological process: cell adhesion. The transcript has 6 exons.
GGACCAUAUGACCAGAGCGAGGGAAGAGAGGGAGUAAGAGUUAGACACCGAUGACAGCUGCACAUUUGAUGAUUGGACAGAGAACCCAACAGAGAUAAAUAGUAGAGAAACAAAGUCAAGCUUUAUCCAGAGAAUUUUCUGAUUGGACACUAAAAACAUCGUGCUGGAGGAUGCUGGAGGAUGACCGAACGGCUGUAUCUUCUCAAUUACGCAGGAGGAGGAAGAGUGACACCCUUCAUAAUGAACUGUGCAGUGAUUCUUUUAUUGAUAUCAAGUUGCUUCACCUGGUCUUCAGCUUUAUAUACACCGGAGAGAGCAGCUUCCAAGAAACUAAAGUAUCUUCUUGAGCCACCUGUGUCUGCAGACGUCACUGGUCAAAGAGGAGAUAAUGUCACCUUACCAUGUAUCCUCAGAACCAAACCCAGCCAUUACAAGGUUAAAUGGACAAAAAUUGAACCAGAGAAGGUUGGACCAGAAAAUAUUAUCAUGAUAUCCAAUGCACAUGCAUUCAAGCCAUACGGCCAUCUUGGACAGCGAGCUUCUCUGCGGAAGGCUCAUGCCAUGGACGCCUCCCUGCACCUCGGCCGUCUUGAGCUGGAAGAUGAAGGCACGUAUCGCUGUGAGCUGGUCAAUGGCAUUGAGGAUGAGAGCGUCACCAUUACUUUGAGGAUUGAAGGUGUGGUCUUCCCGUAUCAGAGUAAAGAUGGCCGUUACAGAUUCAAUUACCAAGAAGCAAAAGAGGCUUGUGCUGCGCAAGAUGGCACAUUAGCCACAUACAACCAGCUUUACAGAGCUUGGACUGAGGGUUUGGAUUGGUGCAACGCAGGUUGGCUCCAUGAUGGCACUGUUCAUUAUCCGAUUAUUCACCCACGACCAGUUUGUGGAGGCGAGUUGCCUUCAGGCAUCCGCAGUUAUGGCCCAAAAGAUAAAAACAAUGAUCGGUUUGAUGCUUUUUGCUUCACUUCGCAGACAUCUGGCUCCGUCUUCUACAUAGCUGGGGCUUUCUCCUUCGAACAGGCCGGACAUACUUGUAAAAAUCAGGGAGCUGAGAUGGCAUUGAUCGGCCAGCUUUAUGCUGCCUGGCAUUUCCAUAACUUUGACCAGUGCGAUGCCGGUUGGUUAAAAGAUGGCAGUGUUCGGUUUCCCAUCAGUAACCCCAGGGAGCGCUGUGGAGGCAUUCCAGAGGCAGGAGUACGGUCAUUUGGAUUCCCAGACAAGAACACACAUGUUUACGGGGUCUAUUGCUAUAGGUAAUCCAAAAGCACGAGCAAGAAAGACAGAGAGACCUGAGAGACCACAAUACAUGUGUAUACAGCUUUAUAUACCAAAAGAUUGUCCCAAAUAAGAAAGUUCAUAUCUGAGGCUACAGACACGUUGCACUAUUGUUAUUUUCAACAUUAUAGUAAAGUAACUAUGAGUGGGUAUAAUAAUGAUUAAAAAUAACUAAAAGAAUGAAAGUUCAAGGAAAGUUCAACAACUAGUAGAUUGCAGGUAAAUGUUAUAAAAUAAUGUUUAUAUGCACAAUCAUCUAUCACUAAGCCUUUAAUAAUAACAGCUCUGCAAACACAUGUGUCUAUUUAACAUAACUCUUGCUUUUAUAUGAGCAUACUCUAAUGAGAAUAAACACAAAGGAUAAACUGAUUUAUGUGUAAAUUAAUGACACAUAAUUUAAUUUACUGAAUAAAAAGAUGACCUGUUAUCAGUUUGGAUGUUUUUGUAUAUUUUUUUCCUUACUUUCCAAAAAUAUCUCAGCUGCUGGAGCCUCUGUCCUUAUUUAUCAUAGAGUGCCUGGAUGUAGCCUAACUUUAAAAUACUCAUUUUUGACAUGAAUCUAGAUGCCAUCAGUCGUUGGAAUAUAAAUGAAGAAAGGAGUAGCCUCUUUCUAAACUGCACAGAUAAGGUCAUGAUGUCAAGUUGUUAAUGAUUUAAAGUAGCAGCAACCAGUUAAAUUGCAGUUUACUGUUAAGUUUUCAGUUUCAGUUUAGCUGCUAGGUUUCAAUGUGGGUCCAAGGGUGCAAGGGAAAGCUUCCUGCCUCAACAAUGCAUUGAAAGAAAAUAUUAAAGCAAGGAGGGACUUAUUUAAUGAGCCUUGCAAUAGAAGUUAAAAUAACAGGAAUUAUACAUUUUUACACAUAUUUAUGAAAAAUAUAUAAAAUAAAAUAAAAUAUAGCAGUGAUCUGCUUUCCUAUUAAAUCUCUAAUGAGUACCGAGACAACCUGGUAGCUUUAUCCGUUUGUCUACAUGAAAUUUCUCUGAUUUCAGGGUUGGUACUUUCCCUCAUCUAAAGAAAUACCAAAAUUAAAGGGAAUCACUGAUGUCCCCUUCAAGAAAACGUUAACAUAGUUUCCACAUGGUGUUUAAAUCAGUUUGACAUGUUAGAAAACAAAACAAACUGCAUCUGAUUAAAUCUGGAGCUAGUGUGACUCACGCUUUAAUGUGACCUUAUCUACAUGUAAACUGUAUCUAUACAUUCUUAAGAGAUAUAAAAAGAAAUUUCCAAAGAAGUUCCCACCUCUUCCUCUUAUCUCUGCCUUCCAGCAAGAAAACAACAACAGAUGAACCAGUCCUGUGAACACAGAAGAAAAGGAAGAGCCCAAACAAAAGGGUUACUCCAGGACAGUUCCACUGUCCUGGAGUAACCCUUUUGGCCCACAACAUAUUACCCACAACAUAAUCGUGUUUCACCUUUAUUAAAGGUGGCCCACAACAUAUUACUCCAUAUUGUUUGGAUCAAUGGAUAAAUUUGUCUUUAGUGUACGCUAUGGUGGGCAAUCCUAUGGCUACAAAUGUGAGAAACUCUUAAAUAUUCACACUGUUUUUGAGACAUAACGUCUUUAGCAAUAAACCACUUGACAACAACGCUGAUCGUGUUUGGGGUUUUUUUUGUUGCUUUUUUAUGUUCACUGUAUUUAAUGUUGUGGUUAGUUUCAUUUGCUAUUAUAACUAAUAUUACAUGGAAGAUAUUUCUCAGUUGCAAGAUUCAUCAAGUUCAAAUAUUGUAUCGCAAAAUAUACAGUUGACUCACUGUCAAGUGAGUAGCCAAGUCUAAGCAAAGAAUUUCCAAAUCUUCGUUGCAAUCUUGCUUGUUGUGUUGACAAUUUAAUCACAUUGUCUAAAGACUAAAACUACACAUUGCCUUGACUUACCAUUUUUAAGUUUGCUUUUCAAGCCCACACAUUUUUUUGUAACCUAUAAGGAUCUUGCUACAGAGUAUACCACAUAAUUUCCGUUUAUCUGAGAUGCACUGCAAUUUGAGAUCUACUACCCACUUUCAGUGAAAACAGAACGCACAUGAAAUCCCUUUUUUAAUAAAGGUGAAAGGUGAAACAAGAUUGUGUGUUUGGAAAUCAGCAAAGUUAUAGCAGCUUCAAGAGCAAUUUAUAAAAGUAAAAAAAUGUGUCCAUUUAAUGAGCAGUUACAUGCUCUUUCUCCCAGUAAAGAAGCAUUGUGCUAUAUUAGAACAGAAUAGCAGCACUUCCUCGAGUGCAGCUACUCUAAGACCUCAUUUGAAUUUCUUUGAUCGUUAGAUAUGUGUGAGCUAUCUUAGGUUUGACACAUCAGGUGGAGUUUUCAAUAUUAAAAUUCACAGAAAACCUUCACUCUUAAAGAAAAACAAGAAAUCCAUCAGACUGUAAGAACAACAGAUUUUAGUGAAUGUCAGACCAGCUGAUGCUGACAAUCAAUUCACACUUUGCUACAUUUAACACCUAUCAGAAACUCAUCAAACUAUCAUGAACAGCAGUUUGUUACAAAUAUGUUAAAAUUACAGUGUGUGGUAGCAGCAGUCAAAUUCAAGAAUUCAACAUUGUCAACAGGUUGAUUUCAAUGUCUGCUAUCGUCACCUAAAACACA